AUGACGGAGGAGGAGGAGGAGGCGGAGUUCUGCCUCGCGGCGCUCUAUAUAAGCCACCAGUGGCAGCGGCUGCGCGGUGACUCUGACCUUCAGUCUGUGGGCACCAGCACCAUGGCGCCCUCCAGAAAGUUCUUCGUCGGGGGAAACUGGAAGAUGAACGGGCGGAAGAAGGGGCUGGGGGAGCUCAUCACCAACCUGAACGCGGCCAAGCUGCCGGCCGAUACCGAGGUGGUCUGUGCGCCCCCUACUGCCUACAUCGACUUCGCCCGGCAGAAGCUCGAUGCCAAGAUUGCCGUGGCUGCGCAGAACUGCUACAAAGUGACCAACGGGGCCUUCACUGGGGAGAUCAGCCCUGGCAUGAUCAAAGACUGUGGAGCCACCUGGGUAAUCCUGGGCCACUCAGAGAGAAGGCAUGUCUUUGGAGAAUCAGAUGAGCUCAUUGGGCUGAAAGUGGCCCAUGCCCUGGCAGAGGGCCUUGGAGUAAUCGCCUGCAUCGGGGAGAAGCUGGAUGAAAGGGAAGCUGGCAUCACAGAGAAGGUCGUUUUCGGGCAGACCAAGGUCAUUGCAGAUAACGUGACCGACUGGAGCAAGGUUGUCUUGGCUUAUGAACCCGUGUGGGCCAUUGGUACCGGCAAGACUGCAACACCCCAACAGGCCCAGGAAGCCCAUGAGAAGCUGCGCGGAUGGCUCAAGUCCAACGUGUCUGAUGCAGUGGCUCAAAGCACCCGCAUCAUUUAUGGAGGUUCUGUGACAGGGGCCACCUGCAAGGAACUGGCCAGCCAGCCUGACGUGGAUGGCUUCCUGGUUGGUGGCGCUUCCCUCAAGCCCGAAUUUGUGGAUAUCAUCAAUGCCAAACAAUAAGCCCCUUCCUUCCAUCUCCCUGGCCCCCUUCCUGCCGAGUCAGAGACUAGGCAGCCCAGAAGCCCAUCAACUGCCACCCCGCCACAUGCUUCUGAUGAUGUCACCUGCCCCCCUAUCGUGGCCUAAUCCAAACUGUACUGUGUGCACCUUCCCCUGUCAUGGUUGGGACCAGGCCAAUCACUUCACCCAGGACUAUAAUGGUUGGAACCUUACAUGUCACCAAGGUGGCUUCUUGUAAGAUGAGAGGUGGAAGGGGUGUUGGGGCUUGCCCCUGGGUGCCCUUAGCCUCAGUCCCCAGUGAAGGCAGGAGAGAGAAAGCACCCUCCUUUUCCCCUCCCGCAUAUCUUGAGGUCAGCAGCUGAGGUCCUGUCUGCCCCUCGGGGCCCAGGGGUGCUACCGUCUCCCAUGAUUCCAUUGCCUGUGUCGUGUGUGAGCUGUCGCAGUUGUGGGGGAAAUAAAUAUCUGGCACUAUG
Molecule: messenger RNA, 1334 nt
Organism: Echinops telfairi (small Madagascar hedgehog)
Lineage: Eukaryota; Metazoa; Chordata; Mammalia; Afrosoricida; Tenrecidae
Gene: TPI1
Product: triosephosphate isomerase 1
Exons: 7
Coding region: 1-861 (286 amino acids)
Biological process (GO): glycerol catabolic process; glyceraldehyde-3-phosphate biosynthetic process; glycolytic process
Cellular component (GO): cytosol
Molecular function (GO): triose-phosphate isomerase activity
Source: RefSeq, a predicted model, not a curated record